UGUUUUUUCCUGAAAUGAUGAAGGGUAAAAUAAUACGCAAUUUAGAGUGCAAAGAUCAGAAGAGGUUAUUGAGGCCGCAGAUAAUAUAUGCAGAAAUCAGGUCGUCGCCUCUUCGGCUUCAAACACAAACAAGAUUCAAAUGUCUCUCAAGCUUUAACUUACUCCAGAUCUGAGGCUGGGAGUGUAACCAGAGAAUUUUCCAACACAUUCUUCAGUUGCUUCAUCCCUCGCACAAAGAAAGUUAUACAAGGAGCCAAUCAAAAGAAUCAUAGCAUCCAAACAGGCUCAGAGACAUCAAUAACUAGCAGCAACUCUGGUUCAAUUUUGAAGCGUCGAGGUUUAAAAAGCUCAAGCACAUAUGAAACUUGUGCACAAGAAGCACAAUUAUCAAUAGCUGAAAUUUUCAGGGCCACCUGCAAUUUCUCUCAGGACAAUGUGGUAGGACAAGGAGGAUUUGGAACUGUUUACAAGGGAAAGCUAAUGGAUGGAUCUCUCGUUGCUGUGAAGCGUGCCACAAAGAACAUACAAAAGAAGGGUGUUUCAUCAGAGUUCAGGAGUGAGAUAGGAACUCUGUCAAAGAUAGAGCAUCAAAACUUGGUAAGAUUCCUCGGAUGUGUGGAGGAUAAUGAAGAACAGAUUGUUGUCACUGAAUAUGUUGGAAAUGGAACACUGCGGGAGCAUUUGGAUGACACGCGAGGAUGUAAACUGGAGCUUGAGCAGCGGCUUCACAUUGCAAUUGAUGUAUCUCAUGCAAUCACCUAUCUGCACACGUACACAGACCACCCGAUCAUCCACAGAGACAUAAAAUCAUCAAACAUCCUCCUAACAGAGAAUCUCAGGGCCAAGGUGGCUGAUUUCGGCUUCGCCCGGCUGGCGGCGGAAGAUCCAGAUGCCACCCACAUUUCAACACAGAUCAAGGGCACUGCGGGCUACUUGGACCCCGAGUACAUUCUCACCUACCAACUGACCGAGAAAAGCGAUGUCUACUCCUUCGGCGUCUUACUAAUCGAGCUCAUCACCGGUCGCCAACCAAUCGAGCGUGGCCUCAAUCUCAACAAGGACAGAAACACCACUCGAUGGCAGGCAAUGCAGAAGUUUCGACAAGGGGAAGUGGUUAUCGCAAUGGAUCAACGGCUGAGAAGAAGCCCAGCGUCGAUCGGAGCGGUGAAUGAGGUGAUGGGUUUGGCGUGCUCCUGUCUGGCGUCACCAAGAAAUUCGCGGCCGUCGAUGAAGCGCUGUGCCGAGCUUCUGUGGGGGAUUCGCCGUGACUUCCACGCUGCGCAGCUUGCCGCCGCAGCUUCUCGGCCAGCCGCCGGAUAGCUUGCUCGUCACAUUAUCAUUCCCUCUGUACAAUUCGCUCGCAGAAUAUUAAAACAAUGCUUAUUCACUGUAUCUAUUUACUUAACAUACCCCACAAUUUUUAUAUAUUUACAAAC
Messenger RNA from Phalaenopsis equestris, 1436 nucleotides. Its product is annotated as calmodulin-binding receptor-like cytoplasmic kinase 2. The transcript is spliced from 6 exons. The record is from RefSeq and is a predicted model, not a curated record. Gene Ontology annotation, molecular function: ATP binding; protein kinase activity. Gene Ontology annotation, biological process: protein phosphorylation. NCBI's taxonomy places the organism in Eukaryota, Viridiplantae, Streptophyta, Magnoliopsida, Asparagales, Orchidaceae. The coding region runs from base 88 to 1320 and encodes 410 amino acids.